UCUUUAUCUUUACGACUGUAUACUUAGGGCCAGUUGUACAAUGUAGGUUUAAACUGCAGAUUGAAACAAACCAUAAUCUUCAGUUUUAACUUCAGUUAACAUUUGUUGUGUUGUACAAGUUCAUUUACAGUGAAGUUUAAUUUUAACAAAUUUUCUGAACGCCCUAGGUAUGUCUGCAACUUCAUGUAUGUUAAUUUUAGCAUUCAGGUUGGAGGUUAUGUUUAUGAAUGGUGUAUGAAACAGAGUUGUUUCUCUUGCUUGAAAAUGGAAUCUGAAUAUAAGUAUGGAAAAUUUAAAGAACAAGAAGUACAACUGUUAAUGACCUUAGUUAAUAAAUAUAAGGUCAUUAUAGAAAAUAAAAAAACAGACGCAAUUACAUGGAAACAAAAACAAACCACAUGGGAGGAAAUUACUAACGAAUUUAAUGCCAAUAAUGAUGUAUAUAGAAGUUGUAAAAAUAUUAAAGGUAAAUAUGAGAAUCUAAAAAAAAAUGCAAAAAAAAAAUUUGCAACCGAAAAGCGAAAUGUAUAUAAAACGGGUGGAGGUGUCGAUAAACCGGUAUUAAUAACUGAAACAGAUCAAAAAAUAAAAGAAAUUAUUGGAAUUAGUUUAGAAGGGCUAAUUAAUCAGUUUGAUAGUGAUGUAAUCGAAGUAGUUAAUGAUGGUGCUGAUGAGACAGUUGAAUCGAUGAAAUGGUCCGGCUGGACUCCAGACAAACUGAAAACCAUAAAGACUCCAGUUCUUACUGUUGCACAAGAUAAGACAGUACAUUGCACUGUAGUUUCUUCAGAUGAAUUGAAUGAAAUUGAAAGUAUAGCUGAUGAUAAUAACAUGAAUGACACCGAAUUAAGUGAUGUAGUCCCAAUGGCCUCUAAUGAUCAGAGUGACACAGGUAAACCAAGUGUUCCAGUUACAACCACCACUCCGAUUGCAGUAAAACGAAAACGCAUAACAAAUGUCAGAACAGCAAAAAAAGGGAAAAACGAUUUAACAAAUGAUUGUCGAGAGAAGAUUUGCUCUUUCACAUGCUCGAUUAGAAUUAAUUAACCUACAAAUUCAGGCUCAAACUCAACAAAUUAAGUUACAGCAUGAGGAGCACCUUCAGAAGAUAAAACAUAACGAAACUGAACAUCAAUUACGGGCAAAAUACUUGCAAUUACAAAUUAAAAUGUUAAAUAAAGAAAAUCUUUUGAAUAUUUUAAAUACCGAAUAGAAUCUUACAGUAUUAAAAUGAAUGUUAAUUUUUUAUUUAAGUUUUCUUGUACAACAAUUACAAUAAAUGCGAAAAAUAAU
Messenger RNA from Photinus pyralis (common eastern firefly), 1293 nucleotides. RefSeq lists its product as uncharacterized. The transcript is spliced from 2 exons. The coding region runs from base 184 to 1047 and encodes 287 amino acids. The record is from RefSeq and is a predicted model, not a curated record. Lineage: Eukaryota; Metazoa; Arthropoda; Insecta; Coleoptera; Lampyridae.